CACUAUUGAUGUCCAUGCCAGGGAUGUGGUCUUGGAGCUAAUUGAGAAAGGAGUAUCAAAUGAAACAGACUUCCAAUGGCUAGCCCAGCUUCGUUACUACUGGAACAAUGACAAUGUUCGUGUUCGCAUUAUCAACUGUGAUGUAAAAUACGCCUAUGAAUACCUGGGGAACUCGCCACGUCUCGUCAUCACUCCACUGACUGACAGAUGCUACAGGACACUGAUUGGUGCUUUCUACCUGCAUUUGGGGGGUGCACCUGAGGGUCCUGCUGGAACAGGAAAGACGGAAACCACCAAAGAUCUAGCCAAAGCUUUAGCUGUGUAGUGUGUGGUCUUCAACUGUUCUGAUGGACUUGAUUACCUCGCUAUGGGCAAAUUUUUCAAAGGUCUGGCUUCAUCUGGUGCGUGGGCAUGCUUUGAUGAGUUCAAUCGUAUCGAGCUGGAGGUGCUGUCUGUGGUGGCUCAGCAGGUUCUCUGCAUCCAGAGGGCUAUCGAGCUGGACCUGGAGUACUUUGACUUUGAAGGGACCAUGCUCAAACUCAACUCCAACUGCUUUGUGUCCAUUACAAUGAACCCUGGCUACGCAGGGCGCUCAGAACUCCCAGACAACCUCAAGGUCUUUAAUUAGUCAAUAAGUAUUUUAUCAGGCAUUUGUGGGAUUCAAA
This is a messenger RNA of Gymnodraco acuticeps, 665 nucleotides long. RefSeq names its product dynein heavy chain 12, axonemal-like. Bases 368 to 628 code for a protein of 86 amino acids. Gene Ontology annotation, molecular function: minus-end-directed microtubule motor activity; ATP binding; dynein light intermediate chain binding. Gene Ontology annotation, cellular component: dynein complex. Lineage: Eukaryota; Metazoa; Chordata; Actinopteri; Perciformes; Bathydraconidae. The record is from RefSeq and is a predicted model, not a curated record. The transcript is spliced from 4 exons. Gene Ontology annotation, biological process: microtubule-based movement.